Colletotrichum orchidophilum is the source of this 750-nucleotide messenger RNA. RefSeq names its product cutinase. Gene Ontology annotation, molecular function: cutinase activity. Gene Ontology annotation, biological process: carbohydrate catabolic process. Gene Ontology annotation, cellular component: extracellular region. The coding region runs from base 1 to 750 and encodes 249 amino acids. NCBI's taxonomy places the organism in Eukaryota, Fungi, Ascomycota, Sordariomycetes, Glomerellales, Glomerellaceae. The record is from RefSeq and is a predicted model, not a curated record. The transcript has 3 exons.
AUGAAGGCCAGCCUGCUCCUCCUCGCGGCCUCCACAGCCCUCGCUGCCCCUCUUGAGAGCGUCCCCGUCCCUCGCAGCGAGAUCGGGUCUUUCCCCAUCGCCGAGCUCGAGGCCUACUACAACGCCGCCUACUCCGUCAAGCCCGAGGAGACCGCCGCUCUCAACCCUGCCAUCUCCAAGCGCCAGUAUAACGGUGACACCUUCAACCAGCUCACCGAUGGCACGGCCUGCCGCAAGGUCACCUUGAUUUGGGCCCGUGGCACCACGCAGUCCGGCAACGUCGGUGAGGCAGGCUCCGAGGGGCCCGUCUUCUUCAACGCCCUUGCCGGUCUUGUUGGCACCUCCAACCUGGCCGUCCAGGGUGUCGACUACGCCGCGAACAUCCUCGGCUUCCUCCUUGGUGGCGACCCAGCUGGCAGCACCACCAUGGCCAACUUGGUUGCUCGCGCUAUUAGCCAGUGCCCCAGCACCAAAAUUGUUCUCUCCGGCUACAGCCAGGGUGGCCAGCUCGUUCACAACGCUGCCUCCAAGCUCACCGCGGCCCAGACAGCCCUUAUCUCGGCCGUUCUCAUAUUUGGCGAUCCGUUCGAUGGCCAGCCCGUUGGCAGCAUCCCUGCCUCCAAGGUCAAGGUUAUCUGCCACGACGGCGACAACAUCUGCGAUGGCGGUAUCAUCAUUACCGCCGACCACAGAAACUACGAGCAGGAUGCUCCGGCUGCGGCCGCCUUCGUCGCUGGUCUGGUUGCGUAA